Messenger RNA from Pundamilia nyererei, 4247 nucleotides. It is a transcript of the gene nxpe3, whose product is annotated as neurexophilin and PC-esterase domain family, member 3. NCBI's taxonomy places the organism in Eukaryota, Metazoa, Chordata, Actinopteri, Cichliformes, Cichlidae. Bases 346 to 2064 code for a protein of 572 amino acids. The transcript has 7 exons. The record is from RefSeq and is a predicted model, not a curated record.
UUCGAUUCCAGCCUGGUUCUCUGUGGGGUUACGCCAGAAAGCGCAUCCGCUGUAACAGCUCAACCCACCGUGGACAUACUAUCCUCCUCCCCUCUCGUGAGCGAUGACCAGUGGAAAUCGCCUUAUCUUAAAGCCCACAUUGCUCUUCUGCUACCAUCCUCCUCAUCCUGCUUCAGGGAUCGGACAUGGUGGGGCUCUGUAACGUAUGGUUCCUGUGGGCUUGCACUCUUCUUGACUCUUCUUCUGUCACCUGUUACUAGGCAAACUCAAAUGCGCAGGUUGGAAUGACAUUAUGUCGUCCUGGUGACAGCAGAGUGUGAUCAUGGGAUUUAGAAGAGGGUCACCAUGUGCCAUAAUCUGUCCAAAUAUACCCCGAUUUUCCUCUUCCUCACACUGUCUGGCAUCAUCUUCCUGCUGCGGAACAUCCACACAGUAGAGAACUGGAACUGCCAAGCGAUUUCAUCUUUCUACCAACUGCAGAGCAGGAUCCAUUCAUCCCUCAGUGUGUCUCCUUUCUAUCACAACCACACCUACUGUACCCAUGUGGGCCAGAAACCCUCCCCUGAGGAUGAACUUGAGGAGCGGUACCUGUUGGAACUCAUCAGCUGGCCCAGCCCUCCGCCUCACUCUGGACCAACCACCCUGAGGCAGACGAGCGACCCUGUCCACAGCCUGUUCGCAAUACUUCCCACUAAAGAAGGAAGGGAGUGGCACGUGGGCGAUCAGCUAGAGGCCCUCAUCCAGAUGCACGACUUCCAGGGUCGCCCUAAACGCUACGGCGGGGAUUUCCUUCUGGCUAGGCUGCACUCUCCGGAGCUUGGAGCGGCCGUGGUUGGGCAGGUGGUUGACCACAAGAAUGGAUUUUAUUCUGCUCUGUUCCCACUCCUGUGGGUGGGCUCUGCACAGGUUGAAGUCAUGUUGGUGCACUCCAGCGAGGCCGUCGCUGUGCUGCGACGACUCAGGGAGGAACGGGCCGAUCGGGUGUUUUUUAAGAGCGUGUUCCGUUUAGGCCUUUUAUCAGAAACUACUGUGUGCAACCUGUGCUUGCCUACCAACCAUCAGCCUCUUUGCAACUACACAGACCUUCACACAGGCGAGCCCUGGUACUGCUACAAGCCCAAGGUGCUCAGCUGUGACACCAGAAUCAACCAUGCUAAGGGAGGCUACUUGAAAAACCUCAUCACCAACAAGGAAGCGCUGUUAUUCAAAAGUGGUGUAAAUCUCAAAGUUUACAUACACGCUUCAGGACCUGAUAAAAUCAACGUGCUGCCACAGAAAGAUAAAGUGGAGGAAGAAAACAGCACAGCUAAACCAGAACAUAUUCAGCUAGAAACAUCUGGAUAUUACUACAUGGACUCCUGGAGGCCAUUAGAUGGAUUUACAAUGCGUCAGUUCAACAAAUCAUCAGCAGCUGUACAGUGUUUGAAGAACAAGGUGAUCAACAUGUACGGAGACUCUACUGUGAGACAGUGGUUCGAGUAUCUCAUUGGUUUUAUACCAGAAUUAAAGGAGUUCAACCUAUACAAUCCCAAAAAGGUCGGACCGCUCAUGGCGGUGGACAGCACACAUAAUAUUCUCUUGAAGUACCGCUGCCACGGCCCUCCAAUCCGCUUCUCUACCGUCAUGUCCAGCGAGUUGCGGUACGUUUCGAAUGAGCUUGACGGCCUCUCUGGGGGCCCCAACGUGGUUGUGGUCCUCAGCAUCUGGUCCCACUUCAGCACCUUUCCUGUGGACAUAUACAUACGGCGUCUUCGGCACAUUCGACAGGCGCUGGUGAGACUUAUAGACCGAGCGCCAGGGACGCUAAUAGUGAUCCGCUCAGCCAAUCUUCAAGCCCUGGAUCAGGAGGUGAGCCUUUACAACAGCGACUGGUACUCCCAGCAGCUCGAUCAGGUGCUCAGGACCAUGUUCAAGGGGCUGAACGUUCUGGUGGUGGAUGCCUGGCAAAUGACUUUAGCUCACCAUUUACCUCAUGCCCUCCAUCCUCCUCCACCUAUCGUCAAGCAAAUGAUAGACAUGCUUUUAUCUUAUAUUUGCCCCGAGAGGAAAAAAAGCCAGAAAUAGUGAUGAUAGUGGAUAUAUUGUUAAAUGUGAUGUGUGAAUCCAUCCGUCAGUUUCAAACACAUUUUUGUUUGGGUUCAUAAGAACUCAUAUAUUUUUCUAAAACACAAACUCUUCAAAUACUGAAGAUUUGCUUUCCUGCUAUUUUUUUUUUUAAAUUCCUACAAAACAUGUUUUACUCUGAUUUCCAAAGACUUUGGCACAAUGAUUGUUAAUUCUCAUCUUUUGGUAUUACCAAAGUUUUGUUCAUGUGCAUUAUUUUAAUGUACAGAGUGGUUCAAAUAAUUGUUGAACACAUCAUCAAUUUUCUAAGUAAAUGUGUUUCUAAAGGUAAUCACCAGAUGUCGGUCAACAACCAUUCCAGUCCACACAUGCAAAGAAAUCAAACCGUAGAUUUAUAUUUGAAAUUAAGUUAUGUGUAAUAAUGAGAAAUGACAAUUGGGGUCAUUGGCUUGCUGAAACGUGCACCCUCGUUUCAUCUUCAUCAUCCUGGUAGGUGGCAGCAGUUUUUUAUUAGUUCCUCGCCACAUUUUCGCAUUCAUCCUUCCUUCGGUCAUAUGAAGCGUGCCAGUGCCGUAUGCUGAAAUAAACCCCCACACCAUUAUGUACCCACCUCUAAACUCACUGUUGGAAUGGUGUUUUAGGGGUGAUAUGCAGCGCAUUUUGACCUCCAAACAUGGUGUGUGUAUUCUGGAAUCUAAAGAGUUCAAUUUUGGUCUCACUUGACCAGAGACUAUAUUCUCAUUAUUACACAUAACAAUUAAUGGACAUCUGUUGAGAAUUUCAAAUUGGAUCUUUGGAAAUAUAUUUACUUAGGAAACAUUAAACACACAUACACACAUAACAUGAAGAUCUGCCUAAUAUUGUGUUUGCUUUUGCUACUACAGCCCUAAACCUUUAAGAUAUGUAUUCAGUUAGACACCACCGGAAGGUCUGCUGUGGCAUCUUGCACCAGGAAGUUAACAACAGAUCCUUUAAGUCUUCUAAGUUGUGAGGUGGGGCUUCCACCGAUCAGACAUGUUUGUACAGCACAUUUCCUUCCCACAGAUGUUUGACUGGGUUGAGAUCUGGCGAACUUUGAAUGUCAAGUCAACACCUCAAACCGUUCCUGAACAGUAUUUGCUCUCUGGCAGGGUAUAUUAUCCUGCUGAAAGAGGACACGGCCAUCAGUGAAUACAGUUUCGAUGAAAGGGUGUACAUGUUCUGCAACAAUGGUUAGGUAGGUGGUAUUUGUCAAAGUAACAUCCACAUGGACGACAGGAUCCUUGGUUUCCAAGUCGUACAUUGCCCAAAGCAUCACACUGCCCCCACCAGCUUGCCUUCUUCCCAUAAUGCAUCUUGGUGCCAGGUGUUCCCCAGGUAAGCGACGCACAUAAAGAAAACCUGCUCCGUGGUCCAGUUCUGAUGCUCACAUGCUCAUUGUUGUUGCUUUCAGUGGUGAUCAGGGGUCAGCAUGGACCGCCUGGCUGUUCUGUGGCUGUGCAGCCUCAUACGCAACAAACUGUGAUGCAUUGUGUAUUCUGACUUUUGUCGCGGUUCGAAUUUUGAGGAAGAGACAUAUGACUGAAAGUCCAUAGUGGGUCAACACAAAUAAUUUUAUUAAAACACAUAUAUGUGGUGAAGAUAGGCUCUGCAAAACAUCAGGCUCCAUCUUUCCCUUACAAUAGGUGGGUGUAAUAUUUAUACUUAUGAUGACCAGUACCUCGCGUCACUAAAACAGAACACUUCCUCUUUCAGUUCCUCCAGAUGCAUCCUGUUAUUCUACUUGUCCAGACUUAAUCCUUGUGUUGUCCACUGGUCAUUUUUGUCCUCUAAAGAAAUCUUUUGCUAUCAAAAAUGUGUUUUUUAUUCAUCAAAUGGUCUGAAAAUAACAGAAGUUAUUCAUUACUAUACUAUGAAUGAUUGGAAUAAGUUUUAAGUAAUUUGAUUUAUUUAUGGGGUUUUUAUUGGAUUUUAUAACACUUGUGGUCCUCGUGGACAAAAAUGACCCCAAAGUACAAAGUGUUGCAAAGAGCCGUAUUUUCACACCAUACUGCUUUCAAACAUCUUUGAUCUUGGAUCACUGAUGUGUGGGGUCAAGCACUGGUCAUAACAACCACAACAGGCAGCACAAUGAGGAGGCAGGUGCUCUAUAUUCAAUGAAAUUUUAUUUAUACAGCGCCAAAUCACAACAACAGCUGCAUCAA